Erinaceus europaeus (western European hedgehog) is the source of this 2457-nucleotide messenger RNA. It is a transcript of the gene B4GALNT1, whose product is annotated as beta-1,4-N-acetyl-galactosaminyltransferase 1. Gene Ontology annotation, molecular function: hexosyltransferase activity. Gene Ontology annotation, biological process: ganglioside biosynthetic process. Lineage: Eukaryota; Metazoa; Chordata; Mammalia; Eulipotyphla; Erinaceidae. The coding region runs from base 375 to 1979 and encodes 534 amino acids. Gene Ontology annotation, cellular component: Golgi membrane. The transcript has 11 exons. The record is from RefSeq and is a predicted model, not a curated record.
GCUCUCUCUCUCUGUCCCCGCGCCAAGCGGAGGCUCCGCCGCAGCGAGUCCCGGGCGGCGGCCAGAGCCUUCAAGGCCCGUCAAGCGGGACAGGUGUCGAUGAGUCUCGGCUUUGUUCCUAGAACUGGAGUGAAGCGGCUUCUGGACUUGGCGCCGCAGCCAAGCAGGAGACGCCCGGAGCUACCGCAGCGUGGUGGUCUACAAGCCCCGAGCCGGAGGAGGACGCGGGCGCGCUCCGGGAUCCCGCAUUCUCAGGCUUGCGCCCGGCGCCCCCAUCUGGCCGCCCCCGGCCCCAUGAAGACCCCCAGUCCGAGAGUGAGCGCCUGGAGCGAGCUGGACCGGGACCUCGCCGCGGCCUCGGAGCGGUAGGCAGGAUGCGGGUGGGCCGCCGGGCCCUGUGUGUGCUGGUGCCGCUGCUCGCCUGCGCCUCACUAGGGCUGUUGUACGCCAGCACGCGGGACACGCGUGGCCUCCACGCGCCUCUUACACGGUGGGCGCCCCUGCAGGGCCCGGCCGCCAGGUUGGAGCUGCCUGACCUUGCCCCUGAGCCCCGCUAUGCACACAUCCCUGUCAGGAUCAAGGAGCAAGUAGUGGGGCUACUGACUCCCAAGAACUGUAGUUGUGAAUCCACUGGGGGAAGCCUCCACUUCCCCUUCCAGAGGCACGUUCAAGCCACUGAUUUCACCAAGGCCUUUGGCCCUGAUGAGCUGAGAGCUGCCUUGGCCUCCAGGGAACGGGAGUUCCAGGCAUUCCUUUCAAGGAGCCAGGCUGCUGCUGAUCAGCUGCUCAUCGCCCCUGCCAACUCACCCCUGCAGUACCCCCUGCAGGGUGUAGAGGUUCAGCCCCUCAGGAGCAUCCUGGUGCCAGGACUGAGUUUGCAAGCUGCUGCUGGUCAGGAUAUAUACCAGGUCAAUCUAUCUGCCUCCUUGGGUACCUGGGACGUGGCAGGGGAAGUGACUGGAGUGACACUCACUGGUGAGGGGCAGCCAGAUCUCACCCUCACCAGUUCGGGGCUGGACCAACUCAAUCGGCAGUUGCAGCUGGUCACUUACAGCAGCAGAAGCCACCAGGCAAACACAGCAGAUGCAGUCCGGUUUUCCACAGAGGGACAUGAAGCUAUCUUCACCAUCCGAAUACGACACCCACCCAACCCUCGGCUAUACCCAACUGAGUCUCUACCUGAGGGAGACCAGUACAACAUCAGUGCUCUGCUCACCAUUGCCACAAAGACCUUCCUCCGUUACAACCGCCUACGAACACUCAUCUCCAGCAUCCGUCGCUUCUACCCGACGGUCACCGUGAUCAUCGCAGAUGACAGCGACAAGCCUGAGAGCAUCAGCGGCCCCUACAUAGAGCACUAUCUCAUGCCUUUCGGCAAGGGCUGGUUCGCAGGCCGGAACCUAGCCGUGUCCCAAGUGACCACCAAGUACGUGUUGUGGGUGGACGACGACUUCGUCUUCACGGCGCGGACGCGACUGGAGAGGCUCGUGGACGUGCUGGAGCGCACCUCCCUGGACCUGGUGGGCGGCGCGGUGCGCGAGAUCUCGGGCUAUGCCACCACCUACCGGCAGCAGCUGAGCGUGGAGCCCGGCGCGCCGGGCAGCGGGAACUGCUUCCGCCAGAAGCGCGGCUUCCACCACGAGCUCGCCGGCUUCCCGGGCUGCGUGGUCACCGACGGCGUGGUCAACUUCUUCCUGGCGCGCACCGACAAGGUGCGGGAGGUCGGCUUUGACCCGCGGCUCAACCGCGUGGCGCAUCUAGAAUUCUUCCUGGAUGGCCUUGGUUCCCUUCAGGUGGGCUCCUGCUCAGAUGUAGUUGUGGAUCAUGCAUCCAAGCUGAAGCUGCCUUGGACACCCAGAGAUGCUGGGGCAGAGACUUACGCCCAGUACCGCUACCCAGGAUCCAAGGAAGAAAGCCAGGUGGCCAGGUACCGCCUGCUCUUCUUCAAACACCGGCUGCAGUGCAUGACCACAGAGUGAUGGCGUGCUGGCUGCUCAGAGCCUUCCACUGUCAGGCUGGGCCUGCCUCCUGGAUCCUGCCAGGAACUUCUAGCAAACCCCCCCACACACUGACAGUCUCCUAUCACCCCACCCCCUUCAAGUUCCCAUCCCAAAUAGGGACUUGUCCUGGUGACACUCCUCCUUUCUGGGGGUGCCCAGGAGUGUGAUGGAGCCAUAACUGGUUCCACAGCCAGUGCCAAGUUCUUCCAGAUCCUUUUCUUAGGGGACAGGAAGUGUGUGUUGGGGGGCCCCUUUUCCAAGUGCCAAAGAGCCCAGGGGACUCUUAAGAACAUAACGUGGAAAUUCCCUCAUUUCCUGGUGACUGAGGGGGUGGGGAGCCCCCAUCUACCUAGUCUGGAUCCAGAACUCUGUGCACAGACUCCAGCCCCACCCCCCAUGAUGAGAACUGGUGACUUUGAAGCCGGAGUGGUGGCUGUGAACACACAGGUGAAAGCCA